Molecule: messenger RNA, 1257 nt
Organism: Arachis duranensis
Lineage: Eukaryota; Viridiplantae; Streptophyta; Magnoliopsida; Fabales; Fabaceae
Product: probable tyrosine-protein phosphatase DSP4
Exons: 5
Coding region: 308-862 (184 amino acids)
Biological process (GO): protein dephosphorylation
Cellular component (GO): cytoplasm
Molecular function (GO): phosphatase activity
Source: RefSeq, a predicted model, not a curated record
AGGGAGGGUUGGGAUUUUCGGUGCGGUUUCGGAUGACAUGGCAGAAAAAUAAAAUAGCAUAUUCCAUCUCCGUCUCUUUCGUACCCACUCAUACCUCACACACUUGAAACCAAAGCAUCUUAUCGGAGAUCCUAUGCUCCUAACCUUUUCCCCUCUCUCUCUCUCUCUCUCUCUCUCUCUCUAAAAUUAUAUAGAUCCUCUAAACGGGAGAUUCUCUGAAUCGCUUCUCAACCUAAUACUAUUGACAUUUUCUUCCUUCUAAAUUUUCAGUGCUCUUUCACUGUUGAACAAUUUGGCGCCAAAAAUCAUGAAGCUCGACAACUCCAACAACUCCAACGGCCAGAUUUCCGCCGGCGCCGACGACGACGUAUUCGUGCCGCCGCUCAACUUCGCCAUGGUCGAUCAAGGCAUUUUUAGGUCUGGUUUUCCCGACUCUGCCAACUUCAGCUUCUUAAAAUCCCUUCGUCUCCGCACUGUUAUAUGUUUGUGCCCUGAACCGUAUCCAGAAGUGACUUCUGAAUUUCUCAAGGCCAACGGAAUAAAGCUUUAUCAAUUCGGGAUCGAUGGAUGUAAGGAACCCUUUGUCAACAUCCCAGAUGACACAGUUCGUGAAGCUUUGAAAGUAGUCCUCGAUGUCAGGAACCACCCAGUACUAAUUCAUUGUAAACGAGGGAAGCAUCGCACUGGUUGCCUUGUGGGAUGCAUCAGAAGAUUGCAGAAAUGGUGCCUAUCUUCUGUAUUUGAUGAGUACCAAAGGUUUGCAGGCGCCAAGGCCAGAGUUUCGGAUCAGAGGUUCAUCGAAUUGUUUGAUAUUUCUUGUCUCAAGUCCAACCCGCUCUCAUUUUCAUGCUCCGGGAAAUAGAAAUUCAAAGAGUAUUUUAAAAAGUUGCUGCUUCCUCCCGCGGUAGAUAUCCGCGAUGAAGAGAAGUCACUAGUCACCAGUCUUUAUCCUUUUUAGCUGAAGUUCAGGGCAGUUUUAUUAGAAUUUUUAACGAAAUGUUAUGCUUCCUGAGUUUUUUUUUCUCUUUUGCUUUUCCGUGUCAUUGUUGGAUACCUGGAUCUCAAAUUUAGCAAUUCAUGAAUAAAAGACUGCAUACUGCUGACUACUGCCUUGCCUUCUUAGUACAAGAUCCAGUAGCAAUUUAGCAUGUGUUGAGACCCUUGAACAUCUUGAGAACAUUAUUAAGUAUAAAUAGAUGAUUAAUUGUCAUGAAUAAAAGAAGUGCGCAUCUGGGAAUGAACAGAAGAGUUCACAUA